This is a messenger RNA of Theobroma umbraticum, 1592 nucleotides long. Its product is annotated as C-type mannose receptor (DUF620). NCBI's taxonomy places the organism in Eukaryota, Viridiplantae, Streptophyta, Magnoliopsida, Malvales, Malvaceae. The record is from RefSeq and is a predicted model, not a curated record.
UGUCGUUGAGCGGAUAAGCUGUCCCUUUUGUCUCUCUCGGUUUCUCCUCACAAAAUAUUCCAAUCUGCUACUACUCUCUCCUUCUGAAUUUAUAUCUCCCACUCUCUACCUUCCUUCAUCACAAAUAUUUAGAGAUUAUGGGGUCGAGGGCAAGAAGGAAGCAGAGAUGGUGCACACAAACACUAACGCCUUUAAUGGAAGGGCCAGACCCUGAAAUGCAAGAAGAAGGAAACAAGAAGGAGAGCUCUUGGGAAGUGAUCCGAGAAUGGUUUCGAACACAAAAGGGGUUGUCGGCAAGUAAUUUUCCAAUGUCUUUAUAUGGAAACAAUAGUAUUCCUGCCAAGAGUCAAGAUUUAAGGCUUUUGCUUGGUGUCUUGGGUUGCCCCCUCGCCCCUAUUCCUCUAGUUAAUCACCCAAUUCAUCACAUUCGGGUCAAAGACAUUCCUAUUGAAACUUCGACGGCGCAUUACAUUAUACAGCAAUAUUUGGCCGCUACGGGAUGCUUGAAACAGCAGAAAUGUGCGAAAAGCAUGUAUGCAACAGGAAGCGUGAAGAUGAUUUGUUGUGAAACGGAGAUUUCCUCAGGCAAGAAUGUGAAAAGUUUGGGAACAAGAAGUGGAGAAAGUGGAUGCUUCGUUCUUUGGCAAAUGUUACCAGGGAUGUGGUCCCUUGAGCUGGUCGUUGGAGGCAACAAGGUGAUUGCCGGCAGCGAUGGGAAAACUGUCUGGCGACACACAUCUUGGCUUGGCACGCAUGCAGCCAAGGGACCCCAACGACCCUUGCGUCGCACAAUCCAGGGACUAGAUCCAAAGACAACAGCCAGCUUAUUUGCUAAAGCGCAAUGCCUGGGCGAGAAACGAAUAGGGGAGGAUGAAUGCUUCGUGCUCAAAGUAUGCGCGGACCGUGCAGCCGUGAUGGAACGGAACGAAGGGCCAGCGGAGGUGAUAAGGCAUGUGUUAUACGGCUACUUCUGCCAAAAGAGUGGUCUGUUGAUAUACUUGGAGGACUCCCACCUGACCAGGGUUCAUACACAAGAGAAUGAAUCUGUGUACUGGGAAACUACCAUAGGGAGUAGCAUUGGAGACUACAGGGAUGUGGACGGAGUGUUGAUUGCGCAUCAAGGAAGAUCUAUCGCCACAGUUUUCCGAUUUGGGGAGCUGUCCAUGCAGCACAGUAGGACUCGGAUGGAAGAAGUUUGGAGAAUUGAUGAUGUUGUUUUUAAUGUCCCGGGCCUCUCCAUCGACUCUUUCAUUCCUCCUGCUGAUAUCUUUGACAAUGUUCAUUCCCCUUCACUAUAACUAACAUCAACACAUCUAUAUCUAUAUAUAUGCUUUAUUCUUGUUCUAAUUUGCAGAGAAAAUACAUUGUUGCUGGGGUUCAUGCUGUAUCUUAAGCUUAAUUUCGAUUAAGUGUAGUUUGUAGUUCGUUUCCAAACUCAUUAAGCUCGUAAAAAGAAUGACAAAAAUUCAUGGUUGGAGUGGAAUAAGGAAUUUUCUCUUUUCUUUUCCUAUGUUUUUUUUCCUUCUCUCCUUGUCAGAUGUAAUGUUUUAAAUCACUUAAAGAAGUGUAUUAAAUACCAAUUUUCUUGAUAA